Molecule: messenger RNA, 1624 nt
Organism: Lactuca saligna
Lineage: Eukaryota; Viridiplantae; Streptophyta; Magnoliopsida; Asterales; Asteraceae
Source: the annotation of a GenBank genome assembly
UCAAAAUUCAAAUUAACGAAGCCUUCUUAGUUCCUGCUGUUCCUCACCUUGCUUCGAACAUCAGUGCUAACUUAUAUUGGUGAAUUCAAUGGAUAUCAAUUACUGGAAUCGUUUAAUGGAUUCCAGACCUCGAAGAAAUCCAAGGUAAAACCUGUUGCUUUUCUUUUGCUUCUGUGUUCAAAGAAAGUGCGAAGCUACGGUUUUAAAACCCUUUUCCCUCUCUUUUUUCAAACUUUAUCCCUUUCAAACCAUCUUUCUCUCAAAUCUCUCUGAACUUUUAAACCUUUGUGCUCCUUCUGAUCAAAUCUGUUUUGGUGAGAUGAUAACAUCCUCAAUUCCAACCCUAACUGUUCAAUCGAGCAAUCUUUUGGCGGAUCUCGAUUCCUCUCAUUAUCCUGCUGCUCUUGGAAUUAUCGUUGAAUGCCUUCCUCAUUCUGCUCUAUCUAAGGCAUUGACUGCUUCAAAGGAUGUUCCAUUGAAGUUACUGAGUCUAGCAUUCUCUUCUGCAAAGUAUAACAAAGCCAAGGAUGUCGUAUCUUUUGAAGUUACUGGUGGAAAAGUUGUACAACUUUCAAAGCCUAUUUUUGCUCGUCUUCUAGGGUUACCCUCCUCAGGUUGAUUAUGCAACCAUACUUUGGCAAGAAUUUGUGGAUAGUCUCAACCAUUCUAAGAGGGAUACAGAACUUUCUUUUCAUCGAUUUUGGUCUUUAAUUGUCUAUGGAGCUUACUCUUUCUCCAAAAUCCCCAUUAACAAGAACGAUCGCUCUAUAGUGGAGUUUCAAAAGCCAUUGAUUCCUACCUGAUAUCCUAAUCUUCAACAGGAAACUGCAAAUUUGGGUAUGUCUAUGAAGAUUUUGGUGGAUGAGGUUCAUAAAUGUCAGGUAAUCAACAAUCAAGGUAUAAUUAAAUCUCUUACAGAAGCACAACAAAGAGAGAUAAUUCUUCAAAAGUCAUUGCAUGAUGCACUUUCACACAUCAAGUUUCUUGAGCCUUCUGUAAAGAUUUAUGAUCAACAGGCAAUUACAGAUAAGUACAAUGAGGUUGUUAAUGCUAUUCAGGUUGUGUAUCAGGGAAUUCGUAAUCAACUGGAUCCUAUUUCUCAAUUUUUAAGUAAAGCCAAAGAAGAAGAGAAAAUUCCAGUAAUGAGAGAACAAAUAUCUAAAAAGCAGAUUGAUAAUGAUAUGAAUAUGAAAUGAUUGUUUUAUCACUCAAGUGUGGAAUGAGGAAACAGUUUGUGAUCUAGCCUUUAAAGAUGAUGUGUCUUUCUUACUUUUACCAAAAGCAAGUUAACACUUUGGAGAAUCAAAUUGAUUUGCUCAUUACUCCAAAAGCUUUUUCUCAAAGAAGAUUUCUUAUCAAGGCUGGUGAAAUGAUAACUCACAGAGAGUAUAAUGAAAAGUUGAUCAGAUUUCAUGUGACAUUGGGAAAACGUCAAAAUGAUAUAUGGAGUUUGAAGGCAAUUAAGAUUAUUGAAAUCAAGAAGGGUGAUUUGUUCGAAGGAAUUUUCCAAAACUAUUUGUUCAAGGCUGACUUUCCUUUAAUGAACCCAAACGAUUCGACUUUCCUUUAACUGAAGAUUGUAUUGUAUUAUUCCUUAUGAUGUAGGGAAUUCAUUGGUCUUUUG